CUUUGGCCUUCUUACAGAGCAGAUUGCUCGACAUCCAGAAUCCCUGUACAUCGAGGGAUGCUAGCAGAGAUGUAGUUAGGGGUAUUCUGCCUCUAGAACUGAGAGAUUUGCAGAAUGGCAAUUCGGUUGGCAGCCUGAUCUUGGGUCCUGAUGGGGAGAUCAUUCAACUCUCACUGUACAAUCACAACCAUGACCAAGACACUCAGGAGCAAGCUCUCCAAGUUUUAUCUGCAGAAGGAGAGAAGUUACCCUGGGUCAUUGUGCUGCAGCCUGAAAAGACACAUACAGGUGGAGAGUUAGAGCCAGAUGUUCCUGUUGGUGACAUUCAGCACCAUCAAUCCAAACACAAGCAUGCAGAAUUUCUCAAAUCGACCGACACCAAUGCAUGCUCACCCAGCAGCCAGAAAGAUCCCGAGGCUGUGGCGGAGACAAACACAAAGACUGCAAAGGCAGUGGCAGAAACAUGGAAAAAAGUAAUUAAAAACAAUAUUACGAUACCUCCACUAAAGGAGCAUGUGGGGAGCGAGCCAAGAGGAAGCAACACUGAGGCAAAGGAGGAUGAGGAGGAGGAGCAGGGCAGCAACCAUGGAUCACUUCAGCCAGGCAAGCAGAACAUCACCGAAAGUAAAGCGACAGAGCACGCCGUGGUCAAAUGGAGGAAGAAUGCUAAGAUUAAGGACGAUGAAGAAGCUGCAACAACUACAAGGAAAAGGGAGAUGAAACCAGUCAAAAGUGCAGCCUCAGAUGGACAGAAGACAUCGAGGACGGAAGGAAGAGGGCAGAGGCAAAAGAUGAAAAGUGAUGCUGAAUCAAUCGGGACGCGGACAGAAGAGGAGAGGACUAACGGAGAAGAAGCAGAUACCCGGCACCAUUCUGCUCUCCCAUCUGUAAGCAAAAGGAUGCCACACAAGGAAGGAGUCAGAGGAGAAGAGAAGAUGAACAAGGAGACAAAAGAGCUAGGAAAAGUGACAAGACAGAAGGAUGAGUCGGCUGCAAGGAGGAAGAGGAGAGGGAGGCUGAAACACAAAGAGCUACUUGGAAUCCAUGAGGAGCCCAUGAAGAAAGGGGAGGAGGAAAUUAACCAAAACAUUGAAGAGUCUUCUCACCUAAAAUCCACUGAAAAGCCCUCUGCAACGCAAAGACACAAUAACAAAACAAAUUCAGAGGAGGACACAGGGCAUCUUACCAAUAAUGUGGACAAAAACAGCCAAUCGGAGAUCUCCCCCAGGUCUGCUGCAUCCCUGUUCAGCCAGAAGAGCCUGAGGAGGUCUGCUGUCUCUUCCUGUGAGGGUGUGGUGCAUGCCAGCGCUACAGGUCUCGCUUCAUCACGUGGCGGCCUGUCUUCAUGUUCAACCAUCAUGGUAACAGAGGAAAAGUUGACGCUGAACCCUAGAAAGAAAGAGUCCUCCAGGCCUAGACAUGGCCAGGAGGAGGAAGAGGUGGUAGCUCUGCGUCUUGCCCAGCGAGCAGAGAGACGGAGGCAGGAGGUGGAGAGGAAAAGGAGGGAGCAGGAGGAAGAGGAGUUGAAACAACAGAAGAGGGAGGAGACCGAGGAGAGGAUGAAGAGUGAGCUUGAGAGGGAGAGGAGGAAGAGGGCUGAAGAGCUCAGACUGAGGAAGCUGGCGGAAGAGGAAGAUAGGAGGAAGAGCGAGGAAGAGGAGCAGGAGCGAGCGAGACGGGAACAGGCACAACGAGAAAGAGAGAGGAGGAGGCAGGAGGAGAGGAGGAGGCAGAUCGAGCGACUCCAGAGGAUGAGAGAGGAGGAGGAAGAGAGGACGAAAGCUGAUCUUGAGCGUCUGCGCCUUGAAGAGGAGAGGCAACAGCAAGUGGAGAGGAAGAAGCUACAGGACAUGGAAGAGAGUGAGAGGAUAGAGUACCUCUUUAUGAAGGAGGAGAACAGGAUAUACGAAGAGGAGCAGCGUAAAAGGAGAGAGGAGGAGGUCACUUUACAGGUCGCAGAGAAAGCAAGGCUGCAGGCAGAACAGCUUGCAAGAGAGAUGGCGCUUUUGCAGCAGCAGUUGGACGUUAAAAGGUGUCUGUUGUUGGAGGCUGCAGGUCUGGAGAAAACCCAGUGUAUCUCCAGACCGUGGAUCUACUCUUACUUCACUUUGUUACAGCUACUGGGUGAUAAUCCAACUACAGCUGAGACCACAACCUCUGGCCUUUAAAAAGAAAAGGGGAAAAAAAGGACCACAUUAUAUAAGUUCAACUUGAUAUUUAAUAGAAUUGUAAUUUAUUAAAUGAAGGCCUAACUUUUUAAUUCGGGGUAAUUGUUGUGGUAGCACUGUUCAUGUUUUAUUGUUGUAUUGCUCUGUGAAGCACCUGGGCUGCAUCUUACAUGCAAGGUGCUGUAUAAAU
Molecule: messenger RNA, 2358 nt
Organism: Eleginops maclovinus (Patagonian blennie)
Lineage: Eukaryota; Metazoa; Chordata; Actinopteri; Perciformes; Eleginopidae
Product: trichohyalin
Exons: 14
Coding region: 717-2168 (483 amino acids)
Source: RefSeq, a predicted model, not a curated record